AUGACACCAGUCACCCCAUACAACAUCGCCGUUCCGGACGAGAAACUCCAGGAGCUCCGCCACAAGCUGGAGUACACUAUCUUCCCUGAUGAGCUCGAGGCUUCGGGGUGGGAUAUGGGGGUUCCUCUUUAUGAGAUCAAGAGACUUAUUACCGUGUGGCGCGAACAGUUUGACUGGCGCGCACAGGAACGGAAGCUGAACGAGCAACUCAAGCAAGUCAAUGUUCGAAUUGGAGUGGAGGGGUUCGAAGAACUGAAUAUACAUGCUGUGCAUCAUCGGAGCGGGAAUUCAAAAGCAAUUCCCUUGCUUUUUAUCCAUGGGUGGCCUGGCAGCUUCCUCGAAGCCACCAAGCUGAUCCCACUACUCACUGAGAAGAACGGGAAUGGUCCAGUAUUCGAUGUUGUGGCACCUUCGUUGCCAAAUUUUGGAUUCUCACAGGGCAUCAAGAAGAGAGGAUUCGGGCUGGCACAGUAUGCCGAAGCUCUACACAAAGUGAUGAUCGCUCUAGGCUACGAGCAAUACGGCAAGACAGUGAUCCAAGGGGGUGACUGGGGAAGCAUGAUCGCCCGUACCAUGUCUCAGUACUACCCCGAACACACACAAGCCAUCCACCUAAACUUCAUUCCCGUCACACCACCCUACCCAUGGCGAAGUCCCUACCAGUUCCUCAAAUCUCUGUUAUCCGUGCCAUUCUCUGCGAAAGAUCGUGGCUACAUCGCCCGGACAUUGCAAUAUCUCACCCGCGACAAUGCAUACAUGAAACAGCAAGAAAGUCGACCCCGGACUCUAGGCUACGGGCUACAUGAUAGUCCCGUGGGAUUACUAUCUUGGAUCUAUGACAAAAUGCAUAGUUGGACUGACAAGUACCCAUGGACAGACGAGGAGAUCUUGACCUGGGUGAGUGUAUACUAUUUCUCCACCGCUGGGCCAAUGGCGUCAACGAGGAUCUACCACGAGGCUUCAGCGCCGAAGCGUGGUGGAAGUGCCACGAUUUCGGAAGAUGAACCCCGGGAGGAGCUACUGGAAAAAGCAGAUCUGAAUUACAUGUCGCUUGAACAAGUUCUCGGGGCUCGGGCACCGCAGAAUGUGCGCUUUGCAGUAGCACAGUUUCGGGAGGAGAUUUUUGUGUGGCCCAUGGCGUGGUAUCGAUCCAUUGGGAAUAUUGUGCAGGAAACGGAGUAUGAGUGUGGUGGCCAUUUUGCUGCCUGGGAAGUGCCCGAGUUGCUAGCGUCUGAUAUCAAAAGGUUCCUUGGAAGCAAUGGACCAGCCUACGGAGUGAUAGCCGACAGAGAUGGGUAUUGA
This is a messenger RNA of Penicillium coprophilum, 1302 nucleotides long. Its product is annotated as epoxide hydrolase. Gene Ontology annotation, molecular function: epoxide hydrolase activity. Gene Ontology annotation, biological process: epoxide metabolic process. The transcript is spliced from 4 exons. The record is from RefSeq and is a predicted model, not a curated record. Bases 1 to 1302 code for a protein of 433 amino acids. NCBI's taxonomy places the organism in Eukaryota, Fungi, Ascomycota, Eurotiomycetes, Eurotiales, Aspergillaceae.